Messenger RNA from Astrephomene gubernaculifera, 1396 nucleotides. Lineage: Eukaryota; Viridiplantae; Chlorophyta; Chlorophyceae; Chlamydomonadales; Astrephomenaceae. The record is from the annotation of a GenBank genome assembly.
CGGACCUUCUUUUGUUUUUGCCUUACAGACCACUGACACGGUGGCGGCGACCCCACUCUGCGUAUGUCCCGCAUCAAUGACUCGAGCAUUCUACCGCUAUCACAGUAUGGCGGCAGGUGGAACCCUGAGCUCACGGGUGUGGUCCCAGCCGACUCGGGCACCAGCCACAUGGCGGUGGUGGACGGCGAGGGCAACGCGGUGUCGCUCACCUCCUCCGUCAACACCGCGUUCGGCUCCAACGUCAUGUCCAGGUCCACCGGCAUCCUGUUCAAUAACCAGAUGGACGACUUCAGCCGCCCCGGAGCACCCAACGCAUACCACCUGGUACCCGCAGAGGCCAACUUCAUCGCCCCCGGCAAGCGGCCUCUCUCCUCCAUGUCCCCCUCCAUGCUGCUGCUCACAACGACAGCAGCGGUGGGGAAUGGCUCCUCCACAGCAGCGGUGGGAAAUGGCUCCUCCACAGCAGCGGUGGGAAAUGGCUCCUUACCAACGGGCAAUGGGUCUUCUGCAGUGGGGAAUGGGUCUUCGGCAGCGAAAACAAAUGACGGGCAGCAGCAGCAGCAACGGUUGCGGUUGGUGGUUGGCGCCAGUAACGGUCCGCGCAUCCUCACGGGAAUCAUGCAGACCGUGCUCAGGGUGUUGUUCCAGGGCAUGGACCCGCUAGCUGCCGUGUCCGCCCCUCGCCUGCACCACCAGUGGCUGCCGCAGCUCUGCCUGUUCGAGAACUUCACACUCAACGGAGUCAGCUUUCGAGAGGAGGGGGCGCUGGUGGCGGGGCUGGCGGCCAGGGGUAACGUCAUGGCGUCGUACAAUGACCAGUUGGGUGACGUACAAGCCAUCUUGCUGGAGCAGGAGGGAGGUAGCAGCAUUUUGAAUGGUACGGCAAGUAAUGGUACGGCAGCUAGCGGUACGGCAACUGCAGCACCUGUCAUCACGGCGACGGCGGUAUCGGAUCCGCGCAAGGAUGGGGCGCCUGCCGCAGCUAGGGGCUGAUGAGUGGUAUAACGUGUUUGACGUAUGUACGGCGUAAGCAAGCGCGGGCAGCUGAGAAAGGUAUGGAACGCAUGGCGGCGUGUGGGGCCUGCAAGCGUGCGCGGAGCAAAUUGCAGCUAGUGUGUAUAGUGGAUGAAGGAAGAUGAUUGAAGUAUGGCACGUUGAAAGUAAGUUGGAAGGUGUUGGUACCGGCGAUGGGGCGAGGGAAGGUGGGAGUGGUACCGGUAGGCAAAUAAUCGUUCUAGGAUAGCCCAGCAGACCUGACAGGCUGCGUCCAUGACUGAUCAGCGGUGCGGCUAGAAAACUCAGUGCUUAAAACGUCACAUUUCGUGGUUUCUGUGCGCGUUCUGGCGCUGAGAGAAGCGCCCUUUGGUGCUGGGUUUCGGGCACUGUAAACGGUGGC